This is a messenger RNA of Triticum dicoccoides, 1021 nucleotides long. RefSeq lists its product as uncharacterized. NCBI's taxonomy places the organism in Eukaryota, Viridiplantae, Streptophyta, Magnoliopsida, Poales, Poaceae. The transcript has 5 exons. Bases 62 to 793 code for a protein of 243 amino acids. The record is from RefSeq and is a predicted model, not a curated record.
AGUGGCUGUGCCACUCCUCUGCUACUAGACUGUUGGCCCGGCCGGAGCUCCGGCAAAAGGAAUGGCCUUGCUGCACCCCGCCCCUGCUACUCCCCUCCCCACCGGCCAUCACCGCCAGAACGCCGGCGUGCUCCUCCAGCGGCCAUCCCGCCGCCGUUUCCGGCUGAACGCGCAGAAAAAGCCCGGGUCCACGUCCACGAGCCCGCGCACCGGCACGCCCUCCGGCUCGGAGUCGGACAACGUGGUGCUCAAGGCCGCCUGGUACGGCUCCGAGGCCCUCGGCAUCGCCGCGUCCUUCUUCCGGCCGCCGUCUCCGGAGGCGGACGCCGGCGCUGCAGGCGACGGCGCGUCGGAGUCCCAGCCGGUUGGCCGCGCGCAGGUCGCCGAGGCCAUCAAGGACGACUUCGCACGGUCAUACUUCGUCACAGGGAACCUGACGCUGGGAGCGUACGAAGACGACUGCGAGUUCGCCGACCCGGCGGGCUCAUUCAGAGGCCUGCAGCGCUUCAAGAGGAACUGCACCAACUUCGGGUCCCUGCUGGAGAAGUCCAACAUGAAGCUAACCAAAUGGGAGGAUGUCGAGGAGAAAUCGAUCGGGCACUGGCGUUUCAGCUGCGUCAUGUCGUUCCCGUGGAGGCCCAUUCUCUCCGCAACCGGGUACACGGAGUACUACUUCGAUGCUGAGUCGGGGAAGGUGUGCAGGCAUGUGGAGAACUGGAACGUCCCCAAGAUGGCGCUCCUGCGGCAGAUAUUCAGGCCCAGCAGAUGGGCAUGGGAGAAAGAGAAACGGUAAAACUUGAGCAAAAAUCCGUCCACCUAUGCUCAGGCACCGUUGAUGUGCGGAAGGGGCGUGCUUCCUUUUUUUUUACCUCAAAAAAGACCUUUUUAUUUAAUAGAUAAUAAUGUUACAUCAUUCAUCAUAAGAGGUACAAUAGAGGGGGAAGGAUCAUCCAUCCAGACCCUACUGGUCUGGAAUUUAGUUAACUGGGCCAGUUCAUGAGCUACAGAAUUUGUUUCCCUA